CUUGCCGUUUUACCCAUCGCAUGUGAUUGACAGGCGAGGUGGCUGGGGCACAAGAGAGGCGGUCGCCAUGGUUCCUCUUCUUCUUGCCCUCUUCUCAGUCUGCUUAGUUGGGCCGAGCCGAUGUGGCGGAUAUAUCAGUGAGGCUGUCGACGGGUUGGAGGAGCCGUUGCCACCGCUCAUAGACUCACUGGUGAUUCCCGAAGACGACUUUUCGGCUGAUCGAGGCCUGGAUAAGGAGACCAGUUGGUUUGGUCAAUCAGACCCGGCGGGUUCGUUGCACCUGGAACUGCCUCGUGGCGAAGGGGCUAGCGGAAAAGCCUUGGAGAGGGCUGCACUUGGGCCAGACUGGUCCGUCGGAACUCAGACUGACGAUAAUGAAGUGACAGAGGAAGAGAAGAAGAGGAGAAAUGAACUGUUGGAAGCGACGGAAGGGGCGGAUGUGGACGAAUCGAGCACAGGUCGAAUGAUGGCGGGUGACUUUGUUAGAGGCGUUGGAAACGCAGCGCAUCAGACGUCCCUCAGUCGACCGGGCCACAUAGUUGCAGUUCCAAUAGUGGAGACUGUCUGUCCGGGCCUGGUGUGUUUCGCACUGCCUCAGGCGGAGCCAAAGGAGACAAGUCUGCUCGACUGUCAACCGAGGCGUCCGACGGUGGGUGGUGAGGGUGUGCACAAUGUUGCCUGUCGGUACUGGCUGCGCUACGAACGAGCCAAUUGGCUAAGACGGGAGGAUGUUAUGCGGAUCGCAGAGGUGAAGCUGGUGCUGCGGCCGGAGGAGGAGACCGAGGCUGUAGAUGACCUCGAGGAGAGCUCGGCGGCGAAGCGGGCUCGUGUGCGGGUGCGAGUGCAUCAGAUGGCGCCGGGAUUGUUGGGCCGCCUGUUGGGCCACAUGAGGGCUCAUUUAAAUUUGCCUUCGGUCCGGCCAGAUGGUGGCGGUGCCUCGGAGACGGUGAUGCUGCAUCUCACCAUCUCCUACCUUCACUUUAACCGGCUGGGCGGUGGCGAUCUGGCCGGGCUGGUGAGUGAGCAUGGUCUGAGCAGCUUGAGUCUGUGGAACCCGGACGUCUGGGAGGCAGAGAGCUGGCUGGCCGAGACGAACAACCAGACGGGUCGAGAUGGCAUGACGCUUGAGGCCUCGGCGGGUGUCUACUUUCAGUUGACGGUCUUCUGUGAGACCGUGAAUCGAGAUUCUGCAUUUCGGCAUCUCUGGUUGCCAUGGAGAAAGUGGCGCAUCAAAUUUAAUCACUGCAACGAUGUGUACAGCUGUCGGCGCUGGAGGUUGCGAUAUCCCAUCUGCUCCGAGGAGGAGACGACGGCGAGUUCCGCCACUGACUAUUGGCGUACAAAAGCGGAGUAUCUGGUCGUCCCA
Molecule: messenger RNA, 1366 nt
Organism: Protopolystoma xenopodis
Lineage: Eukaryota; Metazoa; Platyhelminthes; Monogenea; Polystomatidea; Polystomatidae
Source: the annotation of a GenBank genome assembly